AUGUCGCUUCUGGGGACUUUUAACCAGAGCGUCACCACCGAGUCUGUCUCGGUGGCUCGCGAAAUCCAACACCACGACCCCGCCAACAGUCUUAGCAGCGAGGACACUGCCCUCGAGCCGACCGAGGUCGGCAACAAAGAGGUGAUUGAGGCCGAGGUCGGUCGCCUGGCCCGCCAGCUCACCCGCGAAUCUACCCGCUAUGCCGAAGGCGAGAACACUUUCCUCGAGUCCAAGGACGAUUCGACCCUCAACCCGCACAGCCCGAACUUCAAGGCCCGCAAUUGGAUGAAGAACUUACUGGCCAUUACCUCUCGCGACCCCGAACGCUACCCGGCGCGCCAGGCUGGUGUCUCCUUUCGCAACCUCAGCGUGCACGGAUACGGUAGCCCCACGGAUUACCAGAAGGACGUGUUCAACUCCGUCCUGGAGGUGGGUGCUCUGGCCCGCAUGCUCACCGGCACGGGCAAGCAGAAGAUUCAAAUUUUACGCGAAUUCGAUGGCUUGGUCAAGAGCGGCGAGAUGUUGGUCGUCCUGGGCCGUCCGGGUUCCGGAUGCUCGACUUUCCUGAAGACCCUGGCUGGCGAUAUGAACGGUAUUCACAAGGACGACAAAACAUACAUGAACUACCAAGGUAUCUCCGAUAAGGAGAUGAAGAAACAGUUCCGUGGCGAGGCUAUUUACACCGCCGAGACGGACGUUCACUUCCCCCAGCUUUCUGUGGGCGAUACCCUCAAGUUCGCCGCUCUGGCUCGCGCUCCCCGCAACCGUCUGCCAGGCGUCUCUCGCGAUCAGUACGCUGAGCACAUGCGUGACGUUGUCAUGGCUAUGCUUGGUCUCUCACACACAAUAAACACUCGUGUAGGAAACGAUUUCGUCCGUGGUGUGUCUGGUGGUGAGCGCAAGCGUGUCUCCAUUGCCGAGGCUACCCUGUGUCGCAGCCCUCUCCAGUGCUGGGAUAACAGUACCCGUGGUCUGGAUAGUGCCAACGCCCUAGAGUUUUGUAAGACUCUUAACUUGAUGGCCAAGUACACUGGUACUACCUGUGCGGUUGCCAUCUACCAGGCCUCCCAGAGCGCCUACGAUGUCUUUGACAAAGUUACUGUCUUAUAUGAGGGUCGCCAGAUCUACUUCGGUCGUACCGGCGAUGCUAGGGACUUCUUCACCAACAUGGGCUUUGAAUGCCCAGAGCGUCAGACCACCGCCGAUUUCCUGACCUCCCUCACCAGCCCUGCGGAGCGUAUUGUCAAGAAGGGGUUUGAGAACGUCACUCCCCGCACUCCCGACGAGUUUGCUGCCGCCUGGAAGAACAGCCAGGAAUACAAGCGGCUGAUACGUGAGAUUGACGAGUAUGAGCAGUCCUACCCUCUGGCUGGCGAGUCCCGCCAGAAGUUCAUCGAGUCGCGCCGGGCUAUGCAGUCCAAGCACCAGCGCGUUCGCUCUCCCUACACUCUGUCUGUCUGGCAGCAGGUCAACCUCUGCAUGGUCCGUGGCUUCCAGCGUCUCAAGGGCGAUGCUAGCUUGACCCUGUCCCAGUUGAUCGGUAAUUUCAUAAUGGCUCUCAUCAUCGGUUCCGUCUUCUUCAACCUACAGGAAACCACGGAGAGUUUCUAUUCCCGUGGUGCCCUUCUUUUCUUCGCUGUCCUUCUUAACGCCUUCUCCAGUGCUCUGGAGAUCCUGACUCUCUACGCGCAACGUCCUAUUGUCGAAAAACAAUCCCGCUAUGCCAUGUAUCAUCCGUUCGCUGAGGCUAUUGCUUCAAUGCUGUGUGACAUGCCGUAUAAGCUUCUCAACGCCGUGACCUUUAAUGUGACCCUCUAUUUCAUGACCUACUUGCGCCGCACACCUAGCGCGUUCUUCACGUUCCUCGUGUUCUCUUUUUUCACAACCUUGACUAUGUCUAUGAUCUUCCGCACCAUCGCUGCUACCUCUCGCACCCUCUCUCAGGCUCUGGUGCCCGCCGCCGCUUUGAUUCUCGGUCUGGUCAUCUACACUGGCUUCACGAUCCCGCCCCGCAACAUGCUUGGCUGGUCUCGCUGGAUGAACUACCUUGAUCCUAUUGCAUACGGCUUCGAGUCGCUGAUGGUAAAUGAGUUCCAUAACCGCUGGUUCGAGUGUCUUGACGAAUCGAUGAUCCCCACUGGCUCCGGCUAUGAUAAUGUCCCAGCGACAAGUAAGAUCUGCUCGGCGAAGGGCGCUCGCGCUGGUUCUAGCCGUGUUUUUGGUAACGACUACCUCUCCGACAGCUUCCAGUACUCUAACAGCCACAAGUGGCGUAACCUGGGGAUUCUGAUCGGCUUCAUGAUCUUCUUCAUGGCUACCUACCUGAUCGCUACCGAGUACAUUUCCGAGUCCAAGUCCAAGGGUGAGGUCCUGCUUUUCCGUCGUGGUCAUGCCCCUAAGCGCUCCGAGGAAGACGACGUCGAGCAGAGCCACUCCGUCCCCACCAGCGAGAAGACUGAUGAGUCCAGCGGCCAGGGGACUUCCGCCGCUAUCCAGCGCCAGACCGCUGUCUUUCACUGGCAGGAUGUCUGUUACGAUGUCAAGAUCAAGACCGAAGAGCGCCGUAUUUUGGACCACGUCGAUGGUUGGGUCAAGCCCGGUACAUGCACGGCCCUGAUGGGUGUUUCCGGUGCCGGUAAGACUACACUGCUUGAUGUGCUCGCUGCUCGUGUCACUAUGGGUGUUGUCUCUGGUGAGAUGCUCGUUGAUGGUCGCCCACGUGAUCAGUCCUUCCAGCGCAAGACUGGUUAUGUCCAACAGCAGGAUCUCCACCUUUACACUACUACCGUUCGUGAAGCUCUACGUUUCAGUGCCAUUCUCCGUCAGCCCGCCCAUGUUUCCCGUCAGGAGAAGCUUGAUUAUGUUGAAGAGGUUAUCAAGCUCUUGGGCAUGGAGACAUAUGCCGAUGCCAUCGUUGGUGUUCCUGGUGAAGGUCUCAACGUCGAGCAGCGUAAGCGCCUUACUAUCGGUGUGGAGCUCGCUGCUAAGCCCCAGCUGCUUCUGUUUCUGGACGAACCUACUUCUGGUCUUGACUCUCAAACUUCCUGGUCUAUUCUCGACCUUAUCGACACCCUGACCAAGCACGGACAGGCCAUCCUGUGUACCAUUCAUCAGCCCUCCGCUAUGCUCUUCCAGCGCUUCGAUCGUCUCCUUUUCCUCGCCAAGGGUGGCAAGACUGUCUACUUCGGUGAAAUCGGCGAGAAGUCCUCGAUUCUUUCUAGCUACUUCGAACGCAACGGAGCCCCUAAGCUUUCCGCCGAGGCUAACCCUGCCGAGUGGAUGCUCGAGGUUAUUGGUGCCGCACCUGGUUCUCGUAGUGAUAUUGACUGGCCUGCCGUCUGGCGGGAGAGCCCCGAGCGCAGAGGAGUGCAAGAACACCUGGCUGAAUUGAAGGCGACUCUCUCCCAGAAGCCGGUCGAGGAGUCCAGCAACAACCCAGCAAACUUCAAGGAAUUCGCCGCUCCCUUCACCGUCCAGCUCUACGAGUGUCUCGUUCGUAUCUUUAGCCAGUACUGGCGCACUCCCAUCUAUAUUUACUCUAAGACUGCACUUUGCAUCAUCUCGGCUCUUUACAUCGGCUUCUCCUUCUUCCACGCAGAGAACUCCCAGCAGGGUCUCCAGAACCAGAUGUACAGUAUUUUCAUGCUGAUGACCAUCUUCGGUAACCUGGUGCAGCAGAUCAUGCCCCAUUUCGUCACCCAGCGCUCUUUAUACGAAGUGCGCGAGCGUCCCUCGAAGACCUACUCCUGGCAAGCCUUCAUGACGGCGAAUAUUGUCGUUGAACUCCCCUGGAACACUCUUAUGGCCGUCUUUAUCUUCGUCUGCUGGUACUACCCGAUCGGUCUAUACCGUAACGCCGAGGAGGCCGGUAACGUUCACGAGCGUGGUGCGCUGAUGUUCCUGCUCAUCUGGACCUUCAUGCUCUUUACCUCCACCUUUGCGCACAUGGUUAUCGCCGGUAUCGAGCUUGCUGAGACCGGUGGUAAUCUGGCUAAUUUGACCUUCUCGCUUUGCUUGAUUUUCUGCGGUAUCCUUGCCACACCAUCCAAAAUGCCCGGCUUCUGGAUCUUCAUGUACCGCGUCUCGCCCUUCACGUACCUGGUUUCUGCGAUGCUGUCCACUGGUGUCUCCGGCGCCACGGCUACAUGUGAGAGCAUCGAGUACCUACACUUCGAGCCCCCGAGCGGCGAGACCUGCUACUCUUAUAUGGAGCCUUACAUGAAGGUUGCCGGUGGAUACUUACUGGACAACAACGCCACCUCCGACUGCUCUUUCUGUACCAUCAAGGAGACGGACGUUUUCCUUGCCUCUGUGGUCAGCUACUACAAGGAUGCCUGGCGCAACUUUGGCAUCAUGUGGGUGUAUAUCAUUGCCAACAUCUUCUUGGCCGUCUUCAUCUACUGGUUCGUCCGUGUGCCCAAGGGCAGCCGCAACAAGACCUCCAAAUAA
Messenger RNA from Penicillium canariense, 4449 nucleotides. RefSeq names its product pleiotropic drug resistance family ABC transporter. Gene Ontology annotation, cellular component: membrane. The transcript is spliced from 3 exons. Lineage: Eukaryota; Fungi; Ascomycota; Eurotiomycetes; Eurotiales; Aspergillaceae. The record is from RefSeq and is a predicted model, not a curated record. Gene Ontology annotation, biological process: transmembrane transport. Gene Ontology annotation, molecular function: ATP binding; ATP hydrolysis activity; ABC-type transporter activity. The coding region runs from base 1 to 4449 and encodes 1482 amino acids.